AUGCCCAAACACAAUCGCAGCGCGAGCGGGCAUCCCUCUCACUACGCUCAGAUGGCUUCUGGCCUCCCCUCGCCUCUCUACAGCCAGCAGCGUGUCGCCAUCCCGGCGAGUUACUACACCAUCCCGGGGGCACCCUCCUCGUCCAUGUCGCAACAGCUCGCCUCCCAGCAGCAGUCGCAAGCGCAAGCCUCCUUCGACCCAGCUGCCGUCGCCGCGGCAUCCUCCUACACCACCACGACCGAUCCCUCCGCCGCCGCGGCCGCCACCAUCACGGCCAUCCCGCCGGGCCAGCACCGCCCCAGCUCCGGCGCCUGGUCCCCGCAAGACGACCACCAGCUCGUGAACGCGCGCAUGCAGGGCCUCAACUGGGGCCAGAUCAAGGACACGUACUUUCCGGCCAAGACGGCCAACGCGUGCCGCAAGCGCCACGAGCGCCUCAUGGAGCGCAAGGGCUCCGACGACUGGGACGGCCGCAAGCUGCAGCGCCUGGCCAAGGAGUACAUGGGCAUGCGCCGCGAGAUCUGGAGCGGGCUGGCGGCGCGCACCGGCGAGAAGUGGAGCGUCGUUGAGCAAAAGUGCAUGUCCAACGGCCUCAAGAACCUCCAGAGCGCCGCCCGCGCCGCCUCGCGCCGCGACCGCCUCGAGACGAGCGGCUCCGCGCACUCAGUCACAGGGUAUGACGACGACAGCGGCAUUUCCGGCAUCGGCCUGACCCCUGUUGAUGAACUAGACGCCCCCUACGGCAGCCCUGACGCGACGACGGGCAGCUCCUCGGCCUCGUCGUACGGCGGCCUGACCCCUUCGCACUACCUCCACCACCACGCCCAGCAGCAGCAGCAGCAGCAGCAGCAACACCAUCAGCAACAUCACCACAGUCAACACCCGAGCCAGCACCAUAGACAGGCGCAGCACGCGCACCAGCAGUACCAGCAACAUCUUCAACCGCACGGCGUGGCCGCUGCGUCGUACGCCAACGUGGCGGUCUCGACGUACGGUCCUGCGGCGGUCAGCUACGGGCAUGGGUACUCCUCGAGCGUGUCCUCGACAGCGAGUCGCACGCGGUACGGCACCAGCGAGGGCAGCAGCCCGUACAUGGACGCGGAGCGGCUCUCCGGCGCGGCCGACAUGGGAAUCGGGGCGGUCAUGAACCGGUCUGCCGGCCGGGGGUAG
Molecule: messenger RNA, 1170 nt
Organism: Purpureocillium lilacinum
Lineage: Eukaryota; Fungi; Ascomycota; Sordariomycetes; Hypocreales; Ophiocordycipitaceae
Source: RefSeq, a predicted model, not a curated record